Molecule: messenger RNA, 2725 nt
Organism: Dipodomys ordii (Ord's kangaroo rat)
Lineage: Eukaryota; Metazoa; Chordata; Mammalia; Rodentia; Heteromyidae
Gene: Map4k1
Product: mitogen-activated protein kinase kinase kinase kinase 1
Exons: 31
Coding region: 143-2605 (820 amino acids)
Biological process (GO): protein phosphorylation
Molecular function (GO): MAP kinase kinase kinase kinase activity; ATP binding
Source: RefSeq, a predicted model, not a curated record
AGUGGGGAGGGGGAAGGCCACAGCCCACAGAGAUAGGCAGGCACAGGGCUUGUGGGGAACCUGGAGGGAGGGAGGUGCCAGCGCUGGAGCCCUGAGGCCCUGCUUGGCCCCUGGGCACGGGCCCAGCUCCCAUCCUCCGGGGAUGGACCUCAUGGACCACGACAUAUUUAACAGGGAUCCCCGAGAUCACUAUGAUCUGCUGCAGCGGCUGGGUGGCGGUACCUAUGGGGAAGUGUUCAAGGCUCGUGACAAGGUAUCUGGGGACCUGGUGGCAUUGAAAAUGGUCAAGAUGGAACCUGAUGAUGAUGUAGCUACGCUUCAGAAGGAAAUCCUCAUGUUGAAAACUUGCCGACAUGUCAACAUCGUGGCUUACCAUGGCAGCUACCUCUGGUUGCAGAAGCUGUGGAUAUGCAUGGAAUUCUGUGGGGCUGGUUCUCUUCAGGAUAUUUACCAAGUGACUGGCUCCCUGUCCGAGCUCCAGAUCAGCUAUGUCUGCCGGGAAGUGCUCCAGGGACUGGCCUAUCUGCACUCCCAGAAGAAGAUACACCGGGAUAUCAAGGGAGCCAACAUCCUCAUCAAUGAUGGCGGAGAAGUUAGACUGGCGGACUUUGGGAUCUCAGCUCAGAUUGGGGCAACGCUGGCUAGACGCCUGUCUUUUAUUGGAACACCCUAUUGGAUGGCUCCCGAAGUUGCAGCUGUAGCCCUGAAAGGGGGAUACAAUGAGCUGUGUGACAUCUGGUCCCUGGGCAUCACAGCCAUUGAAUUGGCCGAGCUACAGCCACCACUCUUUGAUGUACACCCUCUCAGAGUUCUCUUCCUUAUGACUAAGAGUGGCUACCAGCCUCCCCGGCUAAAGGAAAAAGGAAAAUGGUCAGCUGCUUUCCACAACUUUGUCAAAGUCACCCUCACUAAGAGCCCCAAGAAGCGGCCCAGUGCCAUCAAGCUGCUCAGCCAUCAGUUAGUUUCUCAGGCUGGGCUGAACAGAGGCCUCAUCCUAGAUCUUCUUGACAAAAUGAGGAACCCGGGAAAAGGGCCCCCUGUUGGUGAGAUUGAAGAUGAGGAGUCGGAGCCACCCCCUGCCGUCCCUCGGCGGAUCAGAUCAACUCACCGGUCCAGCUCUCUGAAAAUCCCAGAUGCAGAUCAUUAUGAGUGGCACAUGGAAUUCAGGAGGCUGAGAGGCAUGGAGCCUGGAUCCCAGGCCAACACGGCUUGCUUACAGCCCCCUGAAGACCUCAGCAGCAGCAGAUCCAGGAGAUCUCUAUCAGAUUCUGAUGAUGACUAUGAUGACGUGGACAUCCCCACCCCUGCAGAGGAUAAGCCUCCUCCACUGCCCCCCAAGCCCAAGUCCCGUUCUCCGUCAGAUGAUGGCUUUGGGAAGAUGGAGGAUGAGGGGCAAUUGAGCCCAGGGGUGCUGGUCCGGUGUGCCAGCGGGCCUCCCCCACGUACCCCUCAUCUCGGACCCCCCCUAGCCACUCGCAGCCCCCACCUAACUGCCCACUCAGAACCCUCACUCUGGAACCCAGCUUCCCGAGAGCCUGACCAGCCCCCACGGUUGCCCCCUAGAAAGGAAAAGAUGAAGAGAAAGGGAUGUGCUCUUCUUGUAAAGCUGUUCAAUGGCUGCCCUCUUCGGAUCCAUAGCACAGCAGCUUGGACACACCCCUCCACCAAGGACCAGCACCUGCUUCUGGGGGCAGAGGAAGGCAUCUUCAUCUUGAAUCGAAAUGGCCAGGAGGCCACAAUGGAGAUGCUCUUUCCUAGCCGGACUACCUGGGUGUACUCCAUCAACAACGUCCUCAUGUCCCUCUCAGGAAAGACCCCCCACCUGUAUUCUCAUAGCAUCCUGGGCCUGCUGGAACGGAAAGAGACCAGAGCAGGAAACCCUAUCGCUCACAUUAGCCCCCACCGCCUACUAGCCAGAAAGAACAUGGUCUCCACCAAGAUCCAAGACACCAAAGGCUGCCGCGCAUGCUGUGUAGCAGAGGGUGAGAGCUCUGGGGGUCCGUUCCUGUGUGGGGCAUUGGAGACAUCAGUGAUCCUGCUUCAGUGGUACCAACCUAUGAACAAGUUCUUGCUGGUCCGGCAGGUGCUGUUCCCGUUGCCCACGCCGCUGCCAGUGUUCGCGCUGCUGAGCACGCCAGGCUCCGAGCUGCCGUCCGUGUGCAUCGGCGUGAGCCCCGGGAAACCCGCCAGGUCGGUGGUCUUCCAUACCGUGCGCUUCGGCGCGCUGUCCUGUUGGCUGGGCGAGGAGAGCACGGAACACAAGGGACCUGUACAGGUGACCCAGGUAAAAGAAGACAUGGUGAUGGUGUUGAUGGAUGGCUCUCUGAAGCUGGUAACUCCAGAAGGGGCCCCAAUCCGGGGACUUCGCACCACUGAGAUCUCUAUGACGGAAACAGUAGAGGCUGUGGCUAUGGUUGGAGGCCAACUUCAGGCCUUCUGGAAGCAUGGGGUGCAAGUGUGGGCUCCAGGCUCAGAUCAGAUGCUGCAAGAGUUAAGAGAUCCCACCCUCACCUUCCGCUUGCUUGGCUCCUCCAGGCCUGUAGUGGUGGAGACAAGGCCAGCAGAUGACCCUACUGCCCCCAGCAACCUCUACAUCCAGGAAUGAAGUUCUGGGUGGGGGUGGGGGGCUAUUAGGAAGAAUUCUCUGCACACAUACACCCCAACAAAUACACACUAUUCAUCAUGUGAAGGCCUGGUCUUUCAAUAAACUGACUUCAGCCUCUAC